Messenger RNA from Racocetra persica, 216 nucleotides. The record is from the annotation of a GenBank genome assembly. NCBI's taxonomy places the organism in Eukaryota, Fungi, Glomeromycota, Glomeromycetes, Diversisporales, Gigasporaceae.
GCAGUUAUCAAGUAUAUAUUCCUGACGACUAUACCGGUGAUCCUGCUAUUCGAGCAGUCUGUCCUAAAUCAGAAUGUCAACAAAAAGAAAGGGAAUUAAAACAAAAAAUUAAGGACUUAAAAGAAAAAGAACAGCAAGAAAAGUCAGCAAAAAUUCAAGGACAAAUUGAAAAUUAUAAAGAAUUAGAAAAAGAAAUUAACGAUAUAGUUGCUGACA